AUGAUUUUGCAUUUCCGGGGGAGAUAACUGUAUGUAAACAAUACAGUUCUCUCCCGUCAGCUCCUGCACACUGCUUUGUAUGUCUCUGCAUAGCAGUGUGCUUACAGUGGAAAGCACAAACACAGCUUACAGUAAAACAGCACACAGAGCACAGAUAACCCUUUGAUCGCCCCAGAUGUUAACCCCUUCCUACCCAGUGUCAUUAGUACAGUGUCAGUGCUUUUUAUUAGCACUAAUCACUGUAUUGGUGUCACUGGGGAUGUCAGUGACACCAAGUCAGUACCCCCCAGUGGCGGAAUGCUCGCCUCAGUCCUGCUAU
Molecule: messenger RNA, 319 nt
Organism: Staurois parvus
Lineage: Eukaryota; Metazoa; Chordata; Amphibia; Anura; Ranidae
Source: the annotation of a GenBank genome assembly